Molecule: messenger RNA, 1399 nt
Organism: Anthonomus grandis grandis
Lineage: Eukaryota; Metazoa; Arthropoda; Insecta; Coleoptera; Curculionidae
Exons: 6
Coding region: 88-1365 (425 amino acids)
Source: RefSeq, a predicted model, not a curated record
UGACAUAAAAGAUCAGUUUGAUAUCAUAAUACAUCAAUUUUUAAUACGCUUUGCGUAUUCAUAUUUCAAAAUUUUCGUGUUUGCCUCAUGAAUCAGAAUCGUCCAUUUUUUUCAACAAACACCAACUGUUAUGACGAAUCCUUCACAUCAUCUGCUCCAACUCAAGUAAACGGCGAAAACGUUAUUUUAUCACAAGAACAGCAACGAAGAGUGUGUGAUACGUUGAACACUUCUAUAGUAGGAAACCCAAAUAUAUUUUCUGAACCAGGCAAUAAUAUGAAUCAAAUAUUAUACGCUCAGAAGCAGUACUAUCCUGGAGGAGUUCUUUUUACCUUUCCUUCUGCACCAACAACGAGUUUUGGGCAACAACAAGGGCAAUCUUUUGGACCAGGAUUAUGUUAUCCAUGUCCACCAGUAUCUUAUCCAACUCCUAUUCAGACCGCACCCAUAUCAACCCCAAUGGACUUCUCAUUUCAGCAACCAGCAUUCCAGCAGCCAAUGCAAUGUGUAAAUACAUUUUUUCCUUCUUCCUUGGAAUAUCAGCAAAUGAAUCAAAAUGCACUGCAGCAACCGUACCAAUACCACAGAGAGCCAUACCAGCUUAAAUUUCAUAAUGAUAGAAGCACUUCCUGUUCGGACAUGUUGAAAGGUGAAACACAAAUACCAUCAUCAAACGGUCUUCCAGAUUUUACCAACAUUAACGGUGUCAUACAAAGACUUCAACAAGACUUGGCUACCUUAAAUACUUGCAAGGAUCUGCCAUGUACUUGUCCUAUCGAGUUCUCGUCUAACGUCAAAAAGCUGGUGUUAUCUAAGCCUGUAAAACAACCAUCUGGACAUGUAAUAGAUGUCCUUGAUGACAAGCAAAAUGGAAAAAAAGAUAAUAAACCGCGGGUUUCUUUUUCAGAUAAGCCAGUUGAUGAGGGAGCUCAGGUUGAUAACGAGUGCUUUUGUAUUGAUCAAAAAGACAGAAGCAAUUCAAAAAUUGUAGAAAGUGGAGACGAAUCAUCAGCAGAUAAGCCCAAAAAACGAAAACAAAAAAAGAAGAAGCCAAAAAAGCAAGUUAAAUCAUCGUCAGAAACAUCCGUUUCGUCAGCUGAAGACACCAAAGAUCAGAAAAAAACAUCUAAGAAUUCGAGAUGGGGCAAACAUGGAAAAUCUGACACAACAGAAAGUGACUCAAGUGAUUCUGAAAAAGCGCAUACAAAAAGCAAGAAAAAAGGGAAAACCAGAAAGCAGAAAAUCAAAGGAAAAAGUAAGAAUACAAAAGAAGAUAAAACACAAACUGACAGCAGUGAGUUUAUGAAUGGCACUAGUGAGGAAAUGGAUUAUUCCACUGAUGCUGAACACUGUAAAUGUGACUGAAAAUGUUGAUUACUAAAAAACUUUAAUCAAGUAA